Messenger RNA from Ichthyophthirius multifiliis, 2499 nucleotides. RefSeq lists its product as hypothetical. Lineage: Eukaryota; Ciliophora; Oligohymenophorea; Hymenostomatida. The record is from RefSeq and is a predicted model, not a curated record. Gene Ontology annotation, biological process: outer dynein arm assembly; cilium movement. Gene Ontology annotation, molecular function: dynein light chain binding; dynein heavy chain binding. Gene Ontology annotation, cellular component: outer dynein arm. The transcript has 9 exons.
AAAUAAAAACAAAUUAAAUUAAAAAUAAAAUUAAAUAAAAUGCCUCCCCGACCUCAACCUGGUAAAAACCUAUAAUAAAAAAAACAAUUAGCAAAUGCUGCUCGUUAACAAAGACCAAUAAUGCGUCGAAAUUCAAAUAAAAUUGAUAUGAAUGAUUAAGAUUUAAAUGAUGAAGAUUUAGAUUAACUAUAAGAUGGAAAUAAAAAUUAAUAUGAAGCCUCAAAAUUAACUGCAGAAGAACUAAAUAAACCAAUGCCUUCCAAAAUGUUAGUUCCUAAUAAUCCUAAUGCUCCUAAGAAUAUAGCAAUUUAUGAUUACCAUUAAAGGAAAUUUAAAAUAGAUGAAUUAGUAGAAUAAACCAUUGUACAUUUUAGUAUAGAUGGAGACUAUAUUUGGAAAGAAUCAAAUGAAUAUUAAGUAUAAGAGGCUAUUCAAGAUAUGAAAAAAUAAUUAAUAAAAGAGGCUAAAAGUAAAUAAGAAUAAGAAGAACCUGGUAUAGUUUAAGAUGAAGAAGCAAUUAAAUAAACACUUAGAAAUAAAUUUAAUUAUAAUACAAGAGAAUGCUAAACUAUUAACCCUAUUACAAGAGAAAGAGGAAUUUCAACAGAACCACCACCAUCAGAUUCUAUUUAUGGAAAUAUAACUUAAUGGGGAAUUUUUGAUGCUUAUAUGUAAUUUUUAUUAAAGGAAAAUUAAUAAGAAAAUACUAACAAAAAAAAAGAUAAUGAUAACGAAAAUUAAGAAUAAACAAUGUAUUCUUCAUCUUUUAAAAGAUGCUGUAAAAUAAUGGAAAGAAUGGUUGUUUAAAAUGAUUAAGCUGACAAAUAUUAUGAUUAUCGUUAUUACUGGAAUACAGGUGAUAAUUAAGAAGCUCCUGGUAAAAUAGAGGGUCAUUUAUUACCUAUAUGGAGAUUUAGUAAUGAGAAAUAAAGGAAAAAAAAUGUCACUAGUAUAUGUUGGAAUCCUAGAUAUCCUGAUUUAUUUGCUGUAAGUUUGGGUAGUUAUGAUUUUACUAAAUAAAGAAUGGGAUUAAUAUGUUUAUAUUCUUUAAAAAAUACUACACAUCCUGAAUAUGCUUAUAACUGCGAAGCAGGUGUCAUGUGUUUGGAUUUUCAUCCAAAAAGUGCGGCUUUAUUAGCAGUUGGGUUAUAUGAUGGUACUGUUUUAGUAUAUGAUAUUAGAAAUAAACACAAAAAACCCAUUUAUUAAUCCACUGUGAGGAACCAUAAGCACACUGAUCCAGUAUGGUAGGUAAAGUGGAAUCCUGAUAUUAGCAAAAACUACAAUUUCUAUUCCGUUUCAAGUGAUGGACGGGUCAUGAAUUGGAUUCUAAUGAAAAAUAAACUUGAACCUGAAGAAGUUAUCCUCUUGAGGCUCGUAGGUAAUAAAAAUGAUGAAGAAUCAACACUAAUAGGACUUGCUUGUGGUCUUUGUUUUGAUUUCAAUAAGUUUGAACCUCAUAUUUUCUUAGUAGGAACUGAAGAAGGAAAUAUUCAUAAAUGCUCAAGAGCAUAUUCAGGUUAAUAUUAGGAAACUUAUAAAGGACAUCUAUUAGCUGUUUAUAAAGUUAAAUGGAAUAAUUAUCAUCCAAGGACUUUCAUUUCUGCUUCGGCUGAUUGGACUGUAAGAAUAUGGGAUUCGAAAUAUACUGAAUAAAUUAUGUGUUUUGAUUUAACUAUGUAGGUUGUAGAUGCUGUAUGGGCUCCUUAUUCUUCUACAGUUUUUGCUUGUGCGACUAUGGAUAAAGUUUUAGUCUAUGAUUUAAAUGUUGAUAAGCAUAAAAAAAUUGGAGAAUAAAAAAUUGUUAAAUAACCUAAAUUAACAAAUUUAGCUUUCAAUUAUAGAGAUAAAAUUAUUUUAGUAGGUGAUUCUCACGGAGGUGUUACUUUAGUUAAAUUAUCACCUAAUUUAUGCAAAAGUGGACCAGAAACUAAAUAAGUUGAUGAUAAAGAAAAAGAUAAAAAACAAGGAUAAGGACCACCAGGAUAAGCUAGUUAGGCCCAUAAAGAAGAAUAAUAACUUACUUAGGAAUAAUUAGAGUAAUAUGAAAGUUACAGAAAAUAAAAAAUGUUCGAUAUAGAUAGUAUUGAUAAAUCGAAGUUUGUUUGUUAUUAAUUACCCGAUGAAUCUAUUUAUUUCGGAGAAAUAGCCCAUAUAAAUGACCAAGGAAUUAUAUUAGAUCCUUCCGAAGCAUCAAAAGGAAAACCAAUCAGACACGGAUUUGGAAUAUAAUUAUUCGGAACAAAACAAGAAAAUUUAUUAUGUAAAUAUGAAGGUUAUUGGGAUAAAGAUCGAUAACAUGGAUUAUGUAAAUGUUAUUAUCCCGAUAAAUCUUUUUAUGAAGGAAACAUGAAAUAUGGUGUAAAAGAAGGGUAAGGUACCUUUGUUUGGCCUAAUGGAGAUGAAUAUGGUGGCACUUGGAGAAAUAACAGAUUCGAAGGUGGUGGGACAUUUAAACAUCACGAAGUUUUAUUUUUUAAUUUAAAAAAUAAUUAAUGA